Messenger RNA from Trichobilharzia regenti, 5793 nucleotides. NCBI's taxonomy places the organism in Eukaryota, Metazoa, Platyhelminthes, Trematoda, Strigeidida, Schistosomatidae. The record is from the annotation of a GenBank genome assembly.
CCUCCACGGUCAGGGAACGGCGGUGUAACCGGCUGUUUGAAAUAAGUUUGACAAUGGAAGGAGCUAGAAAUGCACGGAAACCUAGCAAUAUGAAGGAGUCUAGGCUGUCUCUGCUUACCAGAAUACGUGAAGCUAGGGCACAAGGGCAGCGCUUACGUAUUGAAAGGAAGGAAGAGCCAGUUUAUGAUACUGUUGACGAGGCAGAAUAUGCAGAAUUAGUGCGUCAACGCCUAGAGGAUGACUGGAUUAUUGAGAACGAAGGAUGUGAAUACGUAGAUGAUGGGAGGGAAAUAUUUGAUGAUAAUGAUGAAGACGAAGAACUGUGUGACUUAAAUCAGAAAACAAAAAACAAGGUGUCCAAGAAGAAACGACUUAAUCCUGAUAUCCGUGCAAGUGAAUCAGCACCACUGCGUCCUUCUGUAGGCCGUGAUAUUCGCAGUUUAUUUGCGGCUUCUGCUAGUUCAAAUCCUAGUAAGAAAAGAAAAGAAGCAAAUGAUCUUUCUGUGGACCCAAAUCUGGAUGAUCUACUGGCGGAAUUAGAAUCUUCUGUAGCGGAAGUAGAAACUCGUCGUCCUAAAAUUAGUGUGGACUCGAAAACAAUUCGAACGACUCCCAAACGACAACACAGUAGUAAUUAUCACGAUACGGAUAAACCGACUUAUUCACAACGCCGUUCACCUGAACGAUCAGAACGACGCCAUAAUUUUAGUGAAGAUCAUCCACAGAGAUCCUCAGUAUCUGAAAAUGAUUAUCCUCCCCAUAUUCAGCCUAGUCCACGACCACGCAAUCCGUUUUCAUGUCGAGGCCCCACAGAAACAGACCCAAGAGUAGAAGAGAAUAAAACGAAAAUGACUGAAGAUCCAAAAAUACAUGUUUCCCAGCCGAUAAAAGAUACAACACCAUCAUUUUCUGAAAUGGAUGUCGCCGAAUUUACGUUGGAUUUUGAGGCAGAAAUUACCGAACCAAAAGAGUUGACUCCCAAUACUUCUGAUACUAAACCAGCCUCUGAUGCAACUGUAAAACCAAUCACAGAUCUAACUGCUAGUUGGCUAGCAGCUGAAAACCUAGUUAACACUGAUGAUGCGACGUGGAUAAUCGAAACAGAUUCAGUUUCUUUCCCUUCGUCGUCAAACAAAGGAAAUGUACUCUACUUUUAUUGGUUUGAUGCUUAUGAAGAUUCCAAACAAUUGCCAGGUGUCGUUUACCUUUUUGGUAAACUUUAUGAUCACUCUAAAUUUGGAAAUUAUACAAGCUGUUGCCUACGCGUUAAGGACAUCGAACGACGAGUAUUUCUACUUCCCCGAAACACAUCAACUGAGGAUGGUAAUCCUGUUACAGUUAAAGAUGUCUAUGUGGAAUUUCGUGAUAUGACUUCACAAUAUAAAAUUGGAAAGUUUAGAUGUAAGGCCACUACAAAACGUUAUGCUUUCGAGUUUGCUAAUGUUCCUGAAGAAAGCGAAUAUCUUGAGAUCCGUUAUGCUGCAUCAUACCCAGCCUUGCCGGCUGAUCUUCAUGGUCGAACGUUUUCUCACGUUUUUGGUACGAACACUUCAUUUUUAGAAAAUCUAAUCCUCGAACUACAAUUACGUGGUCCUUGUUGGUUGGAAAUCAAAGACGCCUCUCAGAUUCAACCUCAAAUAAGUUGGUGUCAAGUUGAUUAUGAAGUGAGUUGGCGGUCGGGAAGUGGAUGUCCAAUGAUGAAACUAUCUACAGUCGUUGAAAACCAGAAAUCAUCUGCAGAGAAUUCAUCCGUAUUAACAAAAAUCCCUCCAGCUCCACCUCUGUGUCUUGCGGCUAUCAACAUGAAAUCUGUUACUCAAACACAUUCGAGUCAUUCUGAGAUUGUUUCUAUUGGCUUGUUGAUCGAUAAUGCGUAUCUUCUUGAUAGACCGAUUGAAAAGAGUCUAUUUCAAACACACUAUUUAGUUUUGGCACCACCAAAGGAUGCAGCUCUACCAUAUGAUCUCAGAACAAAAUUACCGACUUAUGGAGCUCAAUACAGUCCUCCUCCUUCUACUUGGUUGUCUUUAAAUACAGGCCCACCAUCUACACCGAAUAUUGCGGAAAAAAAUAAGAGUCGUUCAAGCGAAAAUUCAUCGGGGGCUGGUGGAAUCGACAUUGAACCCAACGAACGUGCAUUACUAGGUAGAUUCUUAACACGCCUGCAUAAACUUGAUCCUGAUUUAAUUGUUGGUCAUGAUUUAUGGGGACACCAAAUCGAAUUGUUAAUUCAGAGACUGAAUGCUAAUAAAGUGCGUCAUUGGCAUCGCAUUGGACGAUUACGGCGUUCAGCUAAUUUCUCCUUGAAUUCGAACAGUCGAUCAUGGCUUAUUCGACAUUCUAUGCCUGGGCGUCUUGUUUGUGAUACAAAAGUGUCUGCCCGUGAAUUGGUUCGAUCAAGAACAUAUAAUCUUUCUGAUCUAGCUAAUCAAGUUCUGGGUGAAGUAACUUCUAAAAAAGAUGAUAAAUCUUCAAAAGCAAAUUCACUACCAAAACGUCAAGUUCCUCCAGUUUUAGUGAGUCGGAUUAAUGGCAAUACUACAACUAUUCGUGAUAGUGAUAUUUCUGUCAUGGGAUUUGGCGCAGAAUUAGCAGACAUGGAAAUAGAUUCUGCUGACUUGAGAUGCCUGUUUUCUACAUCUGAUUUGGUUCGGCAGUUAAUUGACUUUUGUCUUUCAGAUGCACAUCUUGUCCUUCGGUUGUGUCAUCAACUACAGGUCUUGCCACUGGCAGUGCAGAUCACCUCUAUUUGUGGUAAUGUUCUUAGUCGCACUUUGUCAGGUGGUCGUGCUGAGCGCAAUGAAGCCUUACUUCUUCAUGCAUUUAAUCAACACGGGUACAUUGUUCCAGAUCCACCAGUGUCUCGACGUGGUACUCAGAACAACCCCAUGGAUGAAUGGGAUCAAAUCCAGGAACAAGGAGCAGAGGACGGGGGAACAGGACGUAGAAAACCUGCAUAUACUGGAGGAUUGGUGCUUGAGCCUAAAAAAGGUUUCUACGAUAAAUACAUACUGCUUCUGGAUUUCAAUUCUUUGUACCCGUCUAUUAUUCAAGAGUUUAAUAUUUGUUUCACCACUGUCGAUCGUGAACUUGUAGCAACUACAUCAUCUGAUAAGGAGUCUGUUGAUCUAGAUACGAUUGUGGCAACCUUACUGGCCAGUGUUCGUGGUGAUGCUAGCGCUGCAUCUGCUCUCAAGUCUAGUGAUAAGAAAGUUCGGCUUCCUACUGAUCAGGAACCUGGUUUACUACCUGCAGAAAUCAGGCGUCUAGUUGAAUCACGUAGAGAAGUCAAGAAGUUAUUGGCAAAUACUUCGUCAGGUGAUGCUUCGCAACGUGCUCAAUGGAAUACUAGACAGGCUGCCUUAAAGCUAACUGCGAAUAGUGUUUAUGGUUGUCUGGGUUUUGCUGCCUCACGGUUCUGUGCUCGAGGUUUAGCUGCUCUCGUUACUGGUUUAGGGCGUGCUGUGCUGAUGAGUACUAGAGACCUCGUGGAAAAUAUGAAUUUAGAAGUGAUUUACGGUGACACUGACUCUAUUAUGGUGAAUACUAAUACAACGGAUUUAUUAGCUGCAUUAUCUAUCGGGGAGAAAGUGCGUCAAGAAGUAAAUAAGCACUAUCGUUUGUUAGAGUUGGACACAGAUGGCGUAUACGCUGCUAUGCUACUUCUGGCUAAAAAGAAAUACGCGGCUUUGGCGAUAAACAAUCCUAUUCAGUGGGCUGCAGCAGCGAAACUAGCGAUUAGUCAAGGAUUACCACCACAGGUUGUUUCUACGAAACAAGAAAUGAAAGGUUUGGAUAUCGUUCGACGGGAUUGGUCAGCACUUGCUGUGGCUGUCGGGCGUCGGUGUGUUGCUGCUUUACUUUCUGGCGAACCCAAAGAUGUCAUAUUAGAUCGUAUACAUGCUGACUUGACAGAAACAGCCGAAAAAGUUCGCGAAGGAAAGUUACCUAUUUCAGAUUUUAUCAUCACUAAAAUGUUAACUAAGAAUCCAGAAGAUUAUGCUGAUUCUAAAAGUCAACCUCAUGUGCAAGUAGCUUUACGUCUCAAUGGUUCUAACGCAAAUGAUAAAAAAUCUGCUACACGUCGAAUUCGUGCAGGUGAUACAGUUGAAUACAUUAUUUGUGAGGAUGGUUCUGGUCAUUUGGCCACACAGCGUGGUUAUAGUCCAGCUGAGGUUUCUAACCGUGCCGCUAAAGUAUCCAAUGAUGCGGAAUCAUCUGCACAGGGGCCCCUCUCAAUUGAUGUGAAUUACUAUUUAGCCCACCAAAUACAUCCUGUUGUUAGUCGCUUGGUUGCACCUAUUGAGGGCACUUCUCCAGCUCGCAUUGCUGACUGCCUUGGAUUGGAUCCAUCGGGUUAUCGACGAUCUAACGUGACUGCUAUUGGGGACGAAGACGAUGAAAAUAACCCAGACGGUGGGCUCGCUAACUUCACUUCGUCUAUUACAGCGGGAGAUAUUGAUCCCGUUUACGUUACAUGCCCACGAAAUUGUGGUGGUCCUCCAAUUUCCAUCACAAAUUCUGCUUUCAGUGUUGUUGGUAAAUCUUGGUUUGUAAUGGUAUUUACAACCCGUUCCUUAGUCGUCACAUGUUCAGUAUAUUUCUCUAUAUAUAAGUAUUUACCAAAAGAAGAUUAGGGAGCAAUUAAUUAAUUAAAUCGUUAGUGGAAAAAGUUUGUUGCUUAUUUUUACUAAGUUUUUUGUACGCUCUUUCUAUCGAUAUUUACAUUUAUUCAUCUUGUUUGUUUGUUCUGAGUUGUUUUCGCGAUCAAGAUUGUUUCUGAAACAUCUUUUUUUUCUAGAUAACUUAUUGUCUACUUGGAUUUAAUAACUGUUUAUGUUUUUUGUCUAUUGCAGUGUCCUACUUGUUCACACAAUUUAUUAUUAUCUGAAGAUUCCACUCGCCUUGUUACUAACCGCUUGAUUUUUGAAGCUCGUCGCCUUAUUGUUCGACAUGAAUUAGGCUGGAUGACUUGUGAAGACCCUGCUUGUGGUGCAAUUACACGUUCUUUCCCUUGUCCACCCAGUUCUGGUCAUCAUGCUAUUAGUGAGUCUGAUAGUCUUUGGGCACGUGGUGGACGCCCUCUUUGUGCUGCCUGUGGAGGUCAAGCGGUGCUCAAGUCCAAUUUUUCCGAAUCAAAACUGUAUAGGCAGUUAUGUUUUUUCAGAUAUCUUGUGAGUCCACCAAACACUAAGAAUCCUUGGACCACUACUGAUUUAGAUGUUACCCUUCCACCGAUGGUUUCCAGUAUUCUACAACAAUGUCGAAUACAUUUUGAUCAUCUUCUGCUUUAUUCCGCAUUUGCAAUGGUGGAUCUGAGUAAAUUGUUCUCUGGGUUACGCCCUGUGCACAAAGGUCCUGAAUUUCGUUAAAACAAACACAGUCUUCUUAUAAUCUCUAUUUAGAUAUUAUAUAUGUGUUCAUUUCCUCAAUGUAAAACUUAUUUUUGUACUGAAAAUUGCGCCUACAUACUACUUCAAGGGUAAUUCUAUAAGAAAAAUAAAAUUUUCAUAUCUUGCUUCUAUCGAAUUGGAUAGGUUUAUUGGAUAACGUUUGCAUAAUGAACAUACAACUGAAGCAUGUUGUUUCCAAUGUUUUUUUGUUAGAUGUUGAAUAUAUUUUGUCCAGAAAGCUAUGCAAGUAAAUUCUAGGUUUCUUGUGACUCACUAGGUAUUAAAGUAUGCGUUUAACUUCCAGAGAAAGAGAUGUGCGCGUCUCUUAGCAUCUUGAACCGUACGAUAUACAGUUGUUAUACACUCAAAACAAUCAAAAAUAUAUGGUGGUAUAUUAUAA